Paramacrobiotus metropolitanus is the source of this 2325-nucleotide messenger RNA. RefSeq lists its product as uncharacterized. Gene Ontology annotation, molecular function: protein binding. Gene Ontology annotation, biological process: DNA replication-dependent chromatin assembly; nucleosome assembly. The transcript has 4 exons. The record is from RefSeq and is a predicted model, not a curated record. Lineage: Eukaryota; Metazoa; Tardigrada; Eutardigrada; Parachela; Macrobiotidae. Bases 618 to 1985 code for a protein of 455 amino acids. Gene Ontology annotation, cellular component: nucleus; CAF-1 complex.
CGCACUUCAGUGUAAUCACUUUUCCGCGAGAAAAAUAAAGCGCUCAAACUUGUGAUAAGUUUUCAGUCUAAAAUAAUUGUAAAUGGCUUUUUGUUUAACAAUUGUAACAGUAACAAGUGCGUAUUGUAGCAAUACGUUUAUGCUGUUUUCACUUUCCAGAUUGUUGCGUCUAGCUUCUUUCCAGCAGUUCGAGGACAGAAGGAGCAUUGAACAUUGCCAGCUUUAUUAUAUGUGAGAGAUAUCACACAGUGCACGGGCUUGCAGAAUUUUUUACUUACUCUUCUCAGUCUCUGGAAAAAUUUUUGACGAAAUCUGGGACUCCACCACUAACUUUAACAGUGUGUAUUAUCCUGUGGUACACAGGUUACUUCGCGAGCGCAUGUUGCGACACGCUGAAGCUGGGAAGUAAUAUUUCAAAAGUGCAGAGAUUUGCUGUGUGCCAAUGUGAAAAACAGCACAAUUCGGGAUCUGUACGAGUCAGUACGAGGCACCAUUCAACCAAAUUCUGGUUUAGGGAGACGUUUAGUUAGCUAGAGACAACUGAAAAAGAUAGGGCAGCGGCAGCCUACUAGAGCGUGGAUAAUCAGGUGGCUGUUUUUUAUGAUAUUGGCGAUACGAUGAGGAUAUUCAAACCAUUACUGCACUGGCAUGGCGCGCGGGAGCGGUCUAAGCCCGUCUACAGCGUCACUUUCGCACCCCACAACCAGCCUGUCACACUAGCAGAUCCUCUGUGCAUGCUCACGUGCGGGGAGUCCAUCUGCAGUUGGGAGAUUGUUCCCGGAUUCGCCAGUGAUACUGGCGAGCCCAAGGUGGAAUUUCGUGCUGAAUUCGGUUGGGAACAGCACCUGUAUGACGUGUACAAUGUGCGCAGUAGUCCACAGGAUGACAGUGUAUUGGCCGGCGAUGGUACGGGGACCAUUGUGAUUUGGAAGAAAAUCCCGCACGAGAAGGGAUGGCGGAAGAUUAUGGGGCAGCAGGAUGCGCAGAUUGAAAUGUCGGAGGAAUGGAGACCACAGACCAUGGGCGCAAUACAACGACAGAAGCUGGACAUUACGGGGCUGGCCUGGUCACCCGAUGGCCGCUUCUAUGUAGCUGCGUCGCUGGAUAGUUCGCUGCAAGCGGUCGUUGUGGAUAUUUCGACCAAAGGCAUAUCGAAGGAAUUAAUUCACGGAGAUGGUCCAGUACUGGGAUGUGCCUGGGAUCCGAAUUCCAAAUACGUUAUCACUUUGUCAACGGACCGUCGUAUGCGUGUUUUCGAGCCAUUAUGUACCGAUGGGGAGUACCGUCUGAAGCCGGUUUACGAUAUUUCUAAGGAUAUGAAUGGAGAUUGGAUGUUUUACGAUGAGUUCGCCGCUUCUUUCCGGCGGCGAGCGGAUUUCUCCUCUGAUGGGCAGUUACUGAUUGUUCCAGCAGGAAUCUACAAGGACACUCCUUGUUCCUAUGUGUUUCGGUUUGGCGCCAAUAAAUUCAGCCGACCCGUGGCGGUGCUGCCCAGUAACGGCCCGACGGUUUGUGUGAAAUUUUGUCCCAAGCGUUUUGCUUUGCGGAACAGCGAAACGGCCGCGGGUAGCGGUCUGAACGACACUCUCGUAAACGGCAAAGUGGACGAGGACGUUAUUAUGGGCGGUGAUAAACUGGAUGCCACGGGGUCGGAUCAAGGGAUGGACGUGUCGACUGUGUCAGGGCCAAAGCAGUCGAACCCGGUUAUAGUUUCCGGGCUAAAGUGCCGAUACAUUUUCGCUGUGGUUACAGAAUACCCGUUGGAGAUUCAUCUUUAUGAUACAGAAAUGGCUAGACCGUUCGCUGUGAUGGGGAAUCUGCACGUGCAAGAUGUGACGGAUUUGGCAUGGUCGUCAGAUGGUCGAGUGCUGGUCGUUACGUCCGGGGAUGGGUUCGUCAGUUUCGUGGAAUUUGAUGAAGCCGAGCUGGGAGAGGAAUACACACCGAUCGGGGAAAAUAACGAGUCCACUUCUGCUGCUGCAUAGCUUGUCUGCUUCUGAUUCGUUUGUGAAAGAAACUUAUUGAUGGAACAAAAAUAUUGGGAUUUUAAUUUUAUAUUAUGUUGACAUUUUCGUUUUAUUAUUCUGUUUCCCGAGAUUCAGAAUCUUGAUAUUUUCUGUAAUUUUUUCGGUUUUAUCAUCUUGCUUCCUUCGAUUACCGUUUUUCGAGUAGUUACUCGCAUAAAUUUCUGAUCUUUGAAUCCCUGUUAAACGUUACUAUGCGUAGUUGGCAGUGCACUGUGCGGCCGUUAUGCUUCUCAAUUACUGACGGAGUAUUCAUGGGAUAGCGUUACAUCCCGGGUUCAGUGGCACCGUAUGUAAAACA